Messenger RNA from Vigna radiata var. radiata (mung bean), 921 nucleotides. Its product is annotated as ataxin-7-like protein 3. The transcript has 4 exons. Bases 210 to 749 code for a protein of 179 amino acids. Gene Ontology annotation, cellular component: SAGA-type complex; DUBm complex. The record is from RefSeq and is a predicted model, not a curated record. NCBI's taxonomy places the organism in Eukaryota, Viridiplantae, Streptophyta, Magnoliopsida, Fabales, Fabaceae.
AGCCCAAAACUUUUUGACCUUUGGGAAUUGUACCCAUUGAGUGCCCCAGUUGAGGGGUUGGCACUGUGAAUCACCAUUAGCCCUCGCUUCUUCUCCUUUUGACGAUUCCUCGUGAUCUCUCUCUCUCUCUCUCUCUCACGAUCUUAAAGUUCUUUGACUUUCACCAGUAAUUGGUGUAAAUUAGGAUCAAAAAGCCUUGUUCAAGACUCAUGUCUGUUCCUAAGGAGGAAGACUUGUCGCCACAUUCCCAGCUUUCAUCUCACUUUUUCUUGGAUCUCCUUGAUUCCAUCAUAGUUGAUGUGGCAUCAGAGUGUCACAGAGUGGCAAGGCUUGGACUUGAUUCUAAUUUGGAAGAAGAAGAUGAAGAAUUGAAGCUGUCAGCACAAGCCAGGGUUAGGGUGGCUGAUCCUAGUAAUAGUAAUGAAGCAAAUGGCAAGUAUGUGGUUGACAUAUUCGGACAAACCCAUCCUCCUGUUGCAAAUGAAAUAUUUCAGUGCAUGAAUUGUGGUCGAUCUAUCAUGGCUGGGAGAUUUGCUCCUCAUUUGGAGAAGUGCAUGGGGAAGGGUAGGAAGGCUCGUCUGAAAGUAACAAGGAGCAGCACAGUUGCUCAGAACCGGUAUUCACGAAGCAGUCCUCUUUCUGCACACUCACCAUCUUCAAAUUAUUCUACAAACAGCAUGAACCGGUUGCCAAAUGGAACCUCCAAUUUUGCAGGUGAGGAGCACUCAAAUGGAACACUGGAGUCAUGAUGAACUAGUUCAUGUUUGAUGCCUACCAGCAUGCAGUUGGAUUUUAUGUGAUUCAAACAAUUUUAUAACAGUUUCCUUCACUUUACAUUGUAAUGUUGAGAAAAUCUUGUGAUGAAUAUCAUGAUAGAGUUUUUAGAGUGUAUCGUUUAAAGAAAUAAAAUAGUGUGCAAAA